Messenger RNA from Galeopterus variegatus (Sunda flying lemur), 495 nucleotides. RefSeq names its product centromere protein H (gene CENPH). Gene Ontology annotation, molecular function: kinetochore binding. Gene Ontology annotation, biological process: mitotic spindle organization; kinetochore assembly; chromosome segregation. The transcript has 7 exons. Gene Ontology annotation, cellular component: nucleus; kinetochore. The coding region runs from base 1 to 495 and encodes 164 amino acids. Lineage: Eukaryota; Metazoa; Chordata; Mammalia; Dermoptera; Cynocephalidae. The record is from RefSeq and is a predicted model, not a curated record.
AUGGAGAAGCAGCCCGAGAACCAAGCCGCCGCCGAGCCCGCGGACUCCGGAGGGGAAGGCGGGGCGGGCGGGCCGCCACAGGUCGCCGGCGCCCAGGCGGCGCGCAGCGAGGACCGCAUGACCCUGCUGCUCAGGCUGAGAGCACAGACAAAACAACAACUCUUAGAGUAUAAGUCGAUAAUUGAUGCAAAUGAAGAAAAAACUCCAGAACAAAUCAUGCAAGAAAAGCAAAUUGAAACUAAAAUUGAAGACCUGGAAAAUGAAAUUGAAGAGGUAAAAAUUGCUUUUGAAAUGAAAAAUCUUGCACUAAACAGGAUGCAACUUUCAACUGCGCUUAAAAAAAACCUGGAAAAAAUUGACACCAAAACUAGUGUGCUCAUGGAUAACAUGAAACAUGUAUUAAAACUAAAUAAGUUAAUAAUGAAAUCACAACAGGAGUCUUGGGAUUUAGAGGAAAAACUGCUUGAUGUUAGAAAGAAGAGACUGCGUAUGUAG